CCAACGAAUUCGACGUGCAUAGACUACGCGUAUCCAAGGUGAUUGCUGGUCGGCGGAUAAAUAACAUUAUCCGUUAGCGCAUAAAUAACCUUUCAUUAAGUACUCGUCGAAGCUGCGUCGAACCAAGAGGUUUCCUCGCGAGUCCUUCCGUCACACGCUGCAAAUUAUCCGGCUGGAUCGUUGUCUCUUUAUUUCUUCAUCGAAUUAUCCACAGGUAUCGGCGCAAGUAAAUUUUUCAUUCAGCCUGGCGACAAGCUAAAUACGUACGUACCACUCGGGGAUCGAUAAGGUAAUCACCGAAGAAAUAUCGGAGAAUCGAUUCGUCUUUGAAUUUACGAGGUUCUUGGCGGCGCACGCGUGUGGUCUACGAUCGAAGGAGGGAAGCAAGUUGGACGAAAGUGUAAAUUUCUGUGAAAAAAGCCGCUCAUUGAUGAAUAGUUUAUCGCGUCCCAGAUAGUCCCAGAGAGUCCCAGAGAGAGAGAGAGAGAGAGAGAAAGAGUGAGGAUCGUUCCAAGUUCGUGGUCCUCUGACCAACCCCACCAUAACGAUUCGCUGCACGAGGUAUCCCCUUCCACCGACAGGACACAAUGGGCCCUACCUAAAUAUCGGGGGAUCAUGCUAAACGGCGGUAGAUCAAAGGGACCGACAGAAUCCAGUGGCGAGCUAUCAUAAUAAUUAGGCUCGCUCGCGCCUCUUUGUAUCGGGAUAGAAAAGCCGACGGGAAGGCCGGAGAGACGAGAAGAAAAAGGACCGGACGGACCGUUGCUCUGGUUCGGUAUGCCUUUGCUGCUCCAACUGCACUGCGCUGUCUCUUCUCCGUGCCUCUUAGUCCUUCCCGCCUUGGUCUUUGCCAAAUCGUGAGCCUCCUAGGAGGCUCACGAUUCCCAGUUACGCGUGAUCGUUGUCGCGAUUUCCACUCGUCCGCCACGCUCGAAACAACGAGUAUAUCUCUUACGUAAGUGCAAAGGAAAUAUCGUAGUAUCGGUUUGUAUUUUGUUACGGGAAUUACGUAAACGUAAGGCUUAUAUCACGGUUUUGAGAAGCUAUGCAACGAAAAGACGGGGGUCGAUUUCGUUCGAUUGGGUUGUGAGUUAGUUUAUCUUUGAGAAUGACGAGGCGCGUGAACCGUACAGCGGGGUAGAAGCUUGCGGACAUUGUUCGCGCGAGCUUCUGCCGACGUACGACGUAGUAGCAGUUUGUAUACGAUAUUCGCGGUCAAGGUAUGCGGACAAUCUCUGCAAAUGACUUUUAAAACGCGUGGAUCUAACCAAAUUUUGCGCUCGAAUUCCGUUCCAAAAGAUUUCUUGUCCAUCCGAAUGGAAAUUAAUUUACAAAGAUCGAGGCGUUCUCUGUGCAACUCCAAAGUCACGCAACUGUUCCUAAGACAGAGACGAAAUGAGAAAGAGAGGCAGAGAGAGGAGGAGAGAGACGAAAAGGUCCUCUCUAGCGAACUGUGAAGCGGUCAAGGGGGCAAAAUUCGAUCUUCUCUGGCAAGAGGCUCGAUGGAUAUUUUCGUGUCGUGUCGGCUGCUAGUUGUCGACCAGAUUGCUACAAUUACAUGGCGAGUGAAUCGAUUCUCAGCACCGAUCGCGGAUAAUAGUCUGUAUGUAAUAGUCGCGAGAUACCUUUCUAGACUCGUUCCGGACGAGCGCGGCUCGAAACGACGUUAUUCGGUCGACGAUUCCUUCCACUCCUCUCCUUCCCCUCCCCCCGCCACUGCCUGUUUCGACCGACCCUACACGACGAACGUUCCCAACGAUUCCGGAAACAUGUUCGCCAUCGAGCUCCGCGGGUGACUUCCGCUUGUCCCGACCGAUCAUCGUCAAUGGCUGCUGAAACCUCGAUUUGGCUAGACAACGCUACGGAGGAACAAACAUCCAUAAAAGCAGUAAAUACGAGCUGCGAUCGUAUCGAGGUUCGUCAAGGUCGGCCAUCGUAGAAACGAAUUUCUUCCUCGACGAUCCCGAUUUCUUGCUUCUGUUUUCUUACCAGAGAAAAUGUACGCGCGUGUACGUAGAUUUUGUUAUCGAUGGAUCGAAUGGAACGGGAUUGCGCUGCCAUUACCGUGAUCGACUGUGACAAGCACUUUGUACCGAAGUUGGAGUAAUAGCGAUAAAGCGAUAUGUAUGUGGUAAUAAAGGACGUUUCGCAUCGUGGCAACAGUGUCCGUUCACGCGUCGAUGAACGAAGCAACAUCGGAGAAACUCGGAUAAGAAUCGGACCAUGCACGGACGAUGCGACGUAUAAAGGAAGGAAGGAGGGAAAAAAGGAAGAAAAGAAGAGAGAAUGGAAGAGGAUCGCCAGCGAGAGAACGUGGACGAGCGCGAGUUUGGAAAUCGCGCUAUUUGGCAAGCGGUGGUCCGCGAAGUGGCGGCCGAGCGGAACUUGGAUAUCGGCAGUCCGGGUGGGAUGAAAUCACGGUGGGCCUCGUUAGGCGAGCUUUUCGUCGUGGAGGGUCAAUCCCACGUUCGCAGCCAACUUGGACGAAGGAAGACAGAGACAAAGAGGAGAAAGAAGAGAGAAGAGAGAGCCGGAAAGAAAGAAAGAGCGCCACGUACUGCGUGUCGUAGGGGAAGGAGGACGAGCCGAGGGAGGGACGAAGUGGCGAAAGAGGAAGAGAAAGAAAGAAGGAAGGAAGGACGAGAAAGGGCCGGGGUACGUUAAGGCUGGUGGAGCAGCGCCACAGGACGUUAAGUACGUCUCGUAAAAAUUCCAUCGAGGCAGCGUCAUUUUGCCGUGUCUAAGGGGAUACGGUUAGGCCUGACCGGGGGUUUGGAUAGGCAGGACUAACCCUGAGGCCGCCCAUGCAAGACCGACUAGGAACGUCCCAUCGGCAGAGGUGGUGCACGAACCGACCAGACGUAGUAGGGGAUUCGAACGAUCGUGCUCCCUCCUCCGGUCGUGUUCGAGGCGGUCGAGAGCCAAGUGCCUGCCCCUGCAGGAACACCGGCCCGAGAUACCCGUCCCCGUACCAUUUCGAGUCACUGGCUUGGCCUGGCCUGAUAGCGAGCCACGAAAUCCCGUAGCUCGUUUACCAUCCACGUAUUGACGUUUCGUCCGCGUCUACGGAACCGACGUUCGAUAUGCUCGCGUCUAACCACGGGAUCACCGGACUACUCGGAUCGUUGUGUGCUACGAGGCCGUGAUAGUGUCGCGACCGAGACGUCCGACAGCGUUACGCGCGUGUGAAAUUCCGUUUCUAGCGUCAGGCAACGCUACGCGGUUUGUUUCGCAGCAGCGGACUCGUUUUGGAGUGGACUCGUUUUGGAGCGAACGACGGCAAAGUGCGAGCCGUGGACCGAACAAGACGAUCGAAAGACACGAUGCUCGACUGCGAAGACGGUGGUGCCUGAGUGCCUCGGGAUCGGACGAACCUUCGUACGUAUCAUUGGAUCGUUCGGUUUUCUCGUUCGUGUCCUACUAAUCGUGCGAGAAUCGAUUGGAAAGGAAGAUCGUUUCGAGGAGGAUCCAAGGAUGACAGGUACGCAACGACGGACGGUACGGUGGGAGUCGUAGGAGGUUGCCGUGAUGUAAGAGGGACCGUUGAAACGAUGACUGAGGACGAUCAGCGGGAAUUACAAUGACGGUGCAUCGUUGAAAGCAGAAAUUGCGUCGGAAAGUGGAGCGGCGGUCGCGUUGCCUCGUACGAAAAGCACACGAUGACUCGUUGGAUCGGAGAGGACCAGCAGCCGGUCUGAACGAGACUCUCGACGACUUGGUCGGAGAAUCUAGCGCGAAAAUGCGGCCAAGUGCUCGACGAAAUUUCAGUGUCGAUGGAUUUUGAGAAACUCGCGAAUGUUGUCGUUUCGCGUAUGGGUGUAGCGUGUGAACCGUUGACCGUCGAUUGAAUCGAUCCCGCGAUCGUUCGUCUCGUCGGCUCCUUACGUCGUUCCGAAGAAUCGGCUGCACGUCGCAGGGAUCCGACGAUCGUCCGUCAGGGAUGUGCACCACGGAAAUGACAGAAUCGUACACGAUGUCGCCGUCGACGACGGUGUCUUCCAGCGCCACGACGCCGGGCUGCCUAGGAUCGCCGGCUCACCGACGGACACCUUGCCGAGCUUCUCCCGGCCGAGGCGACGUUCAGGACGACGAGGACGAGAUCUCGGUGGGUUGCCCGAGCCCUUUGCCUCUGGUCGUCGUCGCUCCCAGCGCGGACGAGGACGAGAGGUUGUCACAAACGAGGGAGGAGUACGCGGAGAGACUGAGCCCGCGAAGCAGUUACCCGAGAGAUUCCGUGAUCGACGACGAGGACAGUUAUUCUCGCGGUGGCGAUUACAGAAUGUCAAACGGAAGAGGCCUGCGCACCCACGAGAGCAGCGGCGGCGACUCCGUGACUACGUUGAGAGACGAGGAAGAGGACGACGAGGACGACGAGGAAGCGAAUAGCAGGACCAGCAGUAACGGUGCCUCGGCGGCCGGUGCUGCGGACGAUUACUUCAAACCCUUGAAACGGCUAAAAAUGGUGCAGAUGCAGCACUCGGACGAGGAAGACGACAGGGAUCGAGACACGAACGAACGAGGUGUAAAAUCUUUCAGCAUCCUGGACAUUUUGUCGCAUCGGCCAAAGGCGAAAAUCGUACGUCCGUGGGACACGGUCGAGUCGAAUCUCAACCACCACCAUCACCACCGUCAUCAUCUCCAGCAGCAGCAGCAGCAACAGCAGCAGCAGCAGCAGCAGCAGCAGCAACCUCAUCAUCAGCACCAUCUGCAUCAUCAUCACAACCAUUCCACGACGCCGAGGGAUCUUUCCUUGAUGGGUAUGUCGCUGGCGUCUAUGUCGGGCUCCAUCAGCGAACCACCUCUUAGCAGCUCGUCCUCGUCCGGAAGGAGCUCCGUCUCCGAUUCCGGAAGUCCCGAUCCACUGGGUCAUCAUCAUCACCAUAGUUUGCACCACGGUAUACAUCCUGGACUGCAUCAUCCGGUGUUGCAGCAGCAACAACAGCAGCAACAGUUCAAGAGGAAAACGUCUCAGCAGCACGGCUCUCAGAGCGGGCAUCACGGGAAAAGGACAACGGGACAGGGAAGUCCUCUGGACGCGUUGUUCCAAAUGACCAGCAAAACGUUCGACGCCGGCGAGCAUAGUCAAGAGCAAGCGAACCACCUAAACCUGUUCAACAACCGGCAGCAGCCGAAGAAGAAGCGCAAGAGUCGAACGGCGUUCACCAAUCAGCAGAUCUUCGAGUUGGAGAAACGAUUCCUGUACCAGAAGUACUUGAGCCCGGCCGACAGAGACGAGAUCGCCACGCAGUUGGGUUUGAGCAACGCUCAGGUAAUCACGUGGUUCCAGAACAGACGAGCGAAGUUGAAGAGGGACAUGGAGGAACUGAAGAAGGACGUGCAGACGGUGAACCCGCUGCUGGUCGCGCAACAUCACAAGACAUUCUUGGAGAACGUCCAGGAUCUUGGGAUCUUGAAGAAACGGCCUCUGCCGAGCAGUAUGGACGAGAAGUCGUAGGGAACGAGACGCCUCGAUGCUCGUCGUUGAGGAAAAACCGCGAUUUCUUGCAACUAGAGGCUCGCGAAGGCAGCCGUCUGCCGAGAGUGAUCAGGGAGGAUAAUCGAUCGAUCGAUCGUUGAAAACGUUCCCUGUGUUUCCCUAACGCGACCUGUGGGUGGCUAGGCGAACGUCGAGUCGGAUCUUCAUUUUCUACGUGCACCGACUCGAUAGGGUUACGAGUAGGAGGACCUUCGCAGUUUAGUAUCUACUUGGUGCGAGAGAGCACGAGGAAAAUACGGGGUCGAUCGAGAUUAUCGUAUAGAUCGACCGUGAUCGUCGCGACAUCGUGUCUUUCGGGUGUAUCGUAAUCGAUGCGUAGGGACGGAAGGAUAAGGCAUAGUACAAAGAAAGCGUCUUCUUCGGCAACGUAUCGCGAAGAACGGACGCGAAGACGAAGCCGUUUUGGCGAGAUUGUAUAGGGUCGGAAGAAAUGGGAUUUGUUCGCGGAGAUAAGGUCGUCCGCGACGUUUCUUCGUCGAGAAGAUGUACAAAGACUGAAUAGAGUCUGCAAAAGUCUGCAACGGUCUAAUAGGGCGGAUAAUAGGCGUCGUUGGUGACCCGGUCCACAACGAUCGUGUCGACGUGUCAAGAUGGGGACGCCGAAUGGAUGAUCCUUUCGGAGGUAGCGAUUUAUCGAUCGCUGUAAAAUGUUUUGUAAAUUAAAGACUGCCAAAUAUUCGAAGCUAAGCCCCGUCGAGAACCCGUCGAUGAAACCGGACGAUGUUUUUCGUGUUACAGUCGCGAUCGGAUCACCCUAUUUCAUCGGGUGUUUUACGUGGAUACUUAUGGCAAAGCGUUAGAAGGGAAGCGCGUAAACAAAGUGUAAUCCACGUUAUAUGAAAGAGAGAAAAGUACGUAACGUCCUGUACGAAACGUCGAACGUGUGUCACGUUUCCUUUAGCGAAUAUCUAGGACGAACUGCUGCGACCGUUCUGCGGACACCUGUACCAUAUUGUAUUUAUUUGCGGAAAAGCGAAAGAAGAUAAUCGUGGUGAAUAAAAAAAAAAAAAGCCAAAAGUAAUCCAGAGGAAGCAUCGACGAUUUACGUAAGUUAUUAAGUAAUUAUUAUAGCGUAUAAAUUAUAAAAGAGAGCCGUUCAGUCGUGAAGUGCUCGUCGUUGUACAUAAGCUAUAUAUAUAUAUUAUAUAUACAUCGUUCAUCCCUCUCCCCGCCCUCCACCUCCGUUAAUAUUACGCAUAAACGAGAUAGAUUUGUCGAGCAUGAUUAGAAUAAACGGAAAGGGAGACAACAGGACAAACAAAUAUAAAUAAAUAGAUAAAUAAAUAAAUGGAAAGAGAUUUAUAAACGAUAGAUGGGAUACUGCAAUAUACCUGGUCAACAGUUUAAUUAGUGAGCUUUAUGAUCGCGUAAGAUGUAAAUCCGUAUCGCGCUUGUUGGUCUGCGAGGUGAUAGACGCGUGAAAGGGAAGCAGAGAGUGCGUGUGUGUGAACGGAAUCUUAGUAGCGUGUAUAGUGAGUCGAAAUAA
Messenger RNA from Bombus pyrosoma, 6983 nucleotides. Its product is annotated as alpha-protein kinase 1-like. Gene Ontology annotation, biological process: regulation of DNA-templated transcription. The transcript has 2 exons. Lineage: Eukaryota; Metazoa; Arthropoda; Insecta; Hymenoptera; Apidae. Gene Ontology annotation, molecular function: DNA binding; DNA-binding transcription factor activity, RNA polymerase II-specific. Bases 3941 to 5455 code for a protein of 504 amino acids. The record is from RefSeq and is a predicted model, not a curated record.